Messenger RNA from Gongylonema pulchrum, 486 nucleotides. The record is from the annotation of a GenBank genome assembly. NCBI's taxonomy places the organism in Eukaryota, Metazoa, Nematoda, Chromadorea, Rhabditida, Gongylonematidae.
CAUUUGUCGCCUUAUCAACCACAGCAACAAGUAUAUCCGUAUUUGAAUCAAAUUGCGUACAGAGCUCCAGCUCCCCUCGCUCUUCCUCCUCCUCGUCCUACUCCUCUUCUAUCUCCAGCUGUGCAGCAAUAUACUCCUGUAGCAGCAGCAGCAGCACCUCAACCAACGCGUUACUACAAUCCUCUGGAUCCACUGGGACUGUUUAAUAAUCCGCUUGUCACAGCAGUAAUAACGAAUCAGUGUCCUGGGCAUGAGCUCGAGACUGCAUUCAACUGCGCCACAGCCAUGGCGGACCAUUCGGAAUGCUGUAUCAGGAACGGUAUUGGAUCAUACAACGGUGGUCGUUGUAUGGUAUUCUGCACCACGCAUCUCGGCAAUCCCGGUAACACACUACAGUACAUUGAUUGCCUGCAGGUGUUCGGCCGAAUCAAGAACUGCUAUCGAGAAUAUCACUUAACUCAUCCCAAUCUCUUCGGUGAUUUUUAA